AUGGGGAAGAGGAUGAAUGAGAGCGUUGCUAAGGAUGCAUCCCCACCACGGGGAUUGUCACUGGCGCCAAGACCACUGCAGGGAGAGCUGAGAGUUGGCCAGGAGACUCAUCACAAGAUGGAGAGUAGCGGCAGCAGCAAGGAGGCGCUGAUGAUGGAGGCACCCCCGGUUUACACGGCAUCCCCCAGGCUCCUUGGACAACCUUGCAAGAAGCUCUUGAUUGUGGUGGUGGUGGUGGUGGUGGCAGUCUUGUUUUUUCUGAGCUUCCUACUGGUGGGGCUGCAUAUGACAGAGAAGCACACUGAGAUGGUCCUGCAAAUGACCAUACAAGGCCUAGAUGGGGAAGGCUCCCCACAGCACCUUUCCAUGAGCAGGAAGGAGCGGCUGGCAACCUUCCAUGUCAACAUGGCCAACUCUUCUGCCAUCAUGGUGUAUGACUACAGUAAUCUCCUGAUUGGCUGCAGAUCCUGGCCGGGAGAAUCCCGCUGCUACGUCAGCAGAAUGAAGAAAGAAAACAUACAAAGCCUGGAUGCUGCCAUCAAGGCAUUCCAGCAUGCUCAGCUCAGGCCUCUCAUGCCACCCCUCAAAGAGAGUGAGGAGGAAAUGGAAGGGCUCUCUGUGCCACUGGCUGACCGUCCUGUCCUGGGCACCACAAUUAACAUCCUCUGCAGCAGCGUCCCCAUCUACUGGGCUUAAAGGAGACAAGCAGGUCUGACAGAUGUGAAGACCAGGAACCAAACUGAACUUGCCUACCAGCCAUGACAACUCGACUUCCUGCAGCAGUAUGCUCCCAGAGAGAGAGAGAGAGAGAGAGAGAGAUUCCUGGAAUUACUCCUUGGGGACCCUAACUCUUACUCUGAGAUAGCGCAAUAGUUAUUAUUUUCUUUCUCUUUUUUGAUCAAUAGUUCUUCAUACAACAACACUCUUUUGCCAGAGUCCUCCUGGCAUCAGGAUACAAACUUAAUCCUCAACCACUUGCCAAGUCCUUCCUAGCACACAGAGCCACAUUUGACAGACAAAUGGAUUUAACCAUUGUUAGACCAAAACAUUUAUGGGGAUAGACAGAGCACCUUUCAUGGGGAAAAGCUCAAAAGCAGAGGACCUGCUCCGCAUCCAGAAGGUUCCAGGUUUAAUCCCUGAUACCUCCAGGUAAGGCAGGGAAAGUCUCCUCCUGUCUGAAAACUUGGACAGCUGCUGUCAGUCAGUAGAGAAAAUUCUAAGGUAGAUAGAUCAGACUCAGUGUUCAGGCAGCAGCUUACUGUGUCAAGACUGGAGAUGGGAGAUUGAUUGAAUGCUCCGCUAUGCACUGCACAGACAAAAGUAGCGCAGUAGGACUCUCCAUGUCCACCUUGUAUGUGCAGGAUGUUAUUUCAGUACAUACAGAGAGUUUUAUAUUGGGCAUUAUUCAAACUACUUGCAUUUCAACAGCUGCAGAGAUAGCAGAACACUGCGGAUCGUGUACCUUGGGUCUAAGCAACUGGGGGUUCAAGGCACAGGAAAAAACACAUUUUAUUUACGAAAACCUUUUAAUCUAUUUGUAUAAGAAGAAUUCUUCAAAGUCAUUAGCUGCUGAUAUCAGUGACGUACACCUUUUCACUGUAUGUUUUGUCUGUCAUUUGUUGCCAUCUGCUGGUUAUAUUUCUUUUAUAAUGCUA
This is a messenger RNA of Rhineura floridana, 1655 nucleotides long. RefSeq names its product pulmonary surfactant-associated protein C-like. The record is from RefSeq and is a predicted model, not a curated record. Lineage: Eukaryota; Metazoa; Chordata; Lepidosauria; Squamata; Rhineuridae. Gene Ontology annotation, cellular component: alveolar lamellar body; extracellular region. The coding region runs from base 1 to 696 and encodes 231 amino acids. Gene Ontology annotation, biological process: respiratory gaseous exchange by respiratory system. The transcript has 6 exons.